AUCUACUCACGCACAGCUGCCAUGGCCACCACUUACCCUCAAAUCGUCUUGUUCGGCGACUCGCUUUUCCAGGGAGCCGCCGACCUGGUAGACGGCUUUUGUUUUCAGGCAGCUCUCCAGUCACAGGUCCUACGUCGACUCGACGUCGUCAACCGCGGGCUCUCGGGAUACAACACAUCGAAUGCCCUCAGUGUCCUGCCGCAAAUCUUUACGGCACCAGGCCCGGGUGUCCCCAAACUCGAGUACCUUUUCGUCCUGCUUGGGGCCAAUGAUGCGUGCGUCCCAUUGCCCACGAACCACCAAGGUGUUCCCCUGGGCAAAUUCAAGGAAAACCUGGCUCGGAUCAUCACCCAUCCCAACAUUGUUGCGCACAAGCCAAAGAUCUUCCUCGUCACGCCACCCCCACUGGACGAAAUCCGCAUCAAGGUCCUCGACCUAGCCAAUGGCCACCCUUCCUCAACCAGAAAGGCAAAAAUCAGUGCAUCAUAUUCUGAGGCCGUCCGCCAAGUGGCUGCCGAACACCCGGGGGUCACGCUGGUGGAUCUCUGGAAGGCGCUGAUGGACACGGCCAUUGCGAAGACUCCUGGCUUCAACCCGGAUGGGCCAGCACUUGGUGACCCCGAAAGCGGCGUGCGCGGCUACCUCGAGCACCUGCUUCCAGACGGCCUUCACAUGAGCUCCGAGGCGUACCAAAUCUUCUACCGUCUUGUCCGGGACCAAGUUGGCUCCGAGUGGGCGGGAACAGCAGAUGAGGACAGAGUCGGCUAUGUGCUGCCUGAUUGGCGUCUCGCGCCAUGGUUGGAAGAGGAUGCGCAUCUCAAGGGAAAAAAUCUGUGAGUUUCCACGAGUUGUGGCAUUUCCAAGGAAAGUGAUAGACAGGGCUCUCUGCUGGGUAAUGCAAGGGCCGUAUUGGCCGGUAAAUACGUCGCACCGUGGCAAUGAGUCUGCCAGUCUGCCACCAACGCGGUCACUCAUACGCAGAACAGCGCAU
This is a messenger RNA of Canariomyces notabilis, 991 nucleotides long. Its product is annotated as SGNH hydrolase. The coding region runs from base 22 to 837 and encodes 271 amino acids. NCBI's taxonomy places the organism in Eukaryota, Fungi, Ascomycota, Sordariomycetes, Sordariales, Chaetomiaceae. The transcript is spliced from 4 exons. The record is from RefSeq and is a predicted model, not a curated record.